GUGCUCCUUUGCGACUUUUGAUCAGCUCCGCAUCACCGUGCUACUGCUCCGCUCGUCUCCAGCAAUAGCUAAAAUGUCUGGUCGCGCUGUGUACACAACUUUCCGAAGGGCUUCUACCUUGGCAGAGCCCUGCCGGAGAAUGCCAUUCUCUUGCUCGGCCGCUGUUACUGCUAGCCUUACUCGCGGAUUGAGGACGAUGCCCCGCUCUUUCCUCUCCGCCUCUGCCCGCGCGACCCCCUCCCACACCUUCUCCCGCCCAUCUUUGUACGUUCGUUCCAUGGCUACAUUCCAGCGCGCAAAGCCCCACGUGAAUAUUGGUACCAUCGGGCACGUCGAUCACGGUAAAACCACCCUCACUGCCGCGAUCACAAAAGUUCUCGCACAAAAAGGUGGCGCCGACUUCCGUGACUAUGCUUCCAUUGACAAAGCCCCAGAAGAACGGGCUCGUGGUAUCACUAUUUCCACUACCCACGUCGAGUAUGAGACUGACAGCCGUCAUUACGCGCACGUUGAUUGUCCUGGUCACGCUGAUUAUAUCAAGAACAUGAUCACUGGUGCAGCGCAGAUGGAUGGCGCAAUCAUCGUUGUGUCCGCUACUGACGGUCAGAUGCCCCAGACCCGAGAACACUUGCUUUUGGCAAACCAAGUCGGUGUGAAAAAUCUGGUUGUAUUCAUCAACAAGGUGGAUGCGGUUGAUGACAAGGAAAUGUUGGAGUUGGUCGAGAUGGAAAUGCGGGAUCUCCUUGCCGAGUACGGUUACGACGGUGAGAAUACCCCCAUCAUCAUGGGCUCCGCGCUUUGUGCGCUGGAAGACCGUGAAAAGGAGAUUGGUGAAGAUGCUAUCCUCAAGCUUAUGCAGUCUGUUGAUGAGCACAUCCCGACUCCUGUUCGUGAUUUGGAGAAGCCUUUCUUGAUGCCUAUUGAAGAUGUCUUCUCCAUUGCUGGACGUGGUACCGUGACCACUGGUAGUGUCGAGCGUGGCUUUAUUACCAAAGGUGCUGAAGUCGAGAUUAUUGGAUAUGGUGAGACCAUUAAAACCACUAUCACCGGUGUUGAAAUGUUCCACAAGGAACUUGAGCGAGCCGAAGCCGGUGACAACGCGGGUCUUCUCCUGCGUGGUUUAAAGCGUGACCAACUUCGUCGUGGUCAGGUCAUUGCCAAGCCAGGCACCAUUAAGCCCCACCAAAAGUUCCUGACUCAGAUGUACAUUCUUAAGAAGGAGGAAGGUGGACGACAUACUCCUUUCGUGGAGAACUACAAGCCACAACUGUAUGCCCGUACCAUGGAUGUAACGGCGUCUCUUCGGUGGCCUGACACAGAGCAAGGGCACGCUAACCGAAAUGAGGGAAAGAUGAUCAUGCCAGGAGACAAUGUGGAGAUGGAGGUUGAACUUGGGACCCCAGUUGCUAUUGACGAGGGUCUUCGAUUCACCGUUCGUGAAGGUGGAAAGACGGUUGGAACUGGUGUCGUGACCAAGAUUCUUCAAUAGAUCAUUUGAAAUCAUAUGUGCAUUGUAGAUUCUAUAGCUUCCCGUAGAUCCUGCCCCUACCAGCUGCCAGAAUGGCUUUUCAGUCGAGAAGUCUCUAGUAUAUUUAAAGGUUGGACCGGCAGUGGCAGGGGCUUUUUCUGGUUCUUUUUUCUUGUUUGUAGGUUUUCAUAUCUUGAUACAGUUUUUCAUUUCUGAUAGUUUGAUGGUCCCUCACGUGACCAUAUUUCCUGUGACA
This is a messenger RNA of Spizellomyces punctatus DAOM BR117, 1724 nucleotides long. RefSeq names its product elongation factor Tu, mitochondrial. The transcript is spliced from 10 exons. The coding region runs from base 74 to 1489 and encodes 471 amino acids. Gene Ontology annotation, cellular component: mitochondrion. Gene Ontology annotation, molecular function: translation elongation factor activity; GTPase activity; GTP binding. The record is from RefSeq and is a predicted model, not a curated record. NCBI's taxonomy places the organism in Eukaryota, Fungi, Chytridiomycota, Chytridiomycetes, Spizellomycetales, Spizellomycetaceae. Gene Ontology annotation, biological process: mitochondrial translational elongation.